This is a messenger RNA of Ipomoea nil (Japanese morning glory), 461 nucleotides long. Its product is annotated as calcium-binding protein PBP1-like. The record is from RefSeq and is a predicted model, not a curated record. The transcript has a single exon. Lineage: Eukaryota; Viridiplantae; Streptophyta; Magnoliopsida; Solanales; Convolvulaceae. Bases 52 to 384 code for a protein of 110 amino acids. Gene Ontology annotation, molecular function: calcium ion binding.
UUUCCAAUACUCACAUUAUAUUGCUCCCAUUUAGAGUAGCAAAGAAAAGAAAUGGCAGGAAGAAAGGGCAAUGAAUUCCAAGACAUGCUGCCGAUGAUGGCCGAUAAGCUUGGCGGAGAUGGACUGAUCAAAGAGCUGUGCAAGGGGUUCAGUCUGCUAAUGGACAGGGACAAAGGGGUCAUUACCUUCGAGAGCCUGAAGAAGAACUCCGCCAUUAUUGGGCUCCCAGAUUUAAAGGAUGAUGAGUUGCGGAGCAUGGUGAAAGAGGGAGAUCUGGACGGCGACGGAGCUCUCGAUCAAAUGGAGUUUUGUGUGCUCAUGUUCAGAUUGAGCCCUCAACUCAUGCAGGAAUCUGAAGCCUGGCUUCAAACUGCUCUGUGUUAGACUCAUCGUUUGGUCACUACUAGAAAUUAUGAAAUUUUCGACUACUUGGAAGUGAACUUAAAAAACCUUUGUUACUA